GUUAGCUUUUAAUUCAAUUACUACGUUCCGGUUGAUGUGGUUGUUGCUGCGGUAUCGGUUAGAAUUAAAUCUAAUUUUCAUAAAUUAAAACAUCGUGUUGGCGUUCGGAAGAACUUUACUAUUGGCUUCUUACCCAUCGAAGUUUCUGGUUUGCUAUCGUAAAUUGUCUAAAAUGGCUGAGACUGCUGCUGUAGAUCUUGACAAAUGCUUUGAAGUGGUCAAUGAAUUAGUGAACAAGGCAGGAGCUAUAAUAGCCCGUCGCAAUGAAACACGCCAAGAAUUCGUAUGCAAACAGGGCGAUAUUGAUUUGGUCACCGAAACAGAUAAGGAAGUGGAAAACCUGUUGAUGAACGGCAUCAAGGAGCAAUUUCCAGAUCAUAAAUUCAUUGGCGAGGAGGAAAGCAGUGCCGAGGGAGCACCCAAAAAACUUACCGAUGCACCCACUUGGAUCAUUGACCCCGUCGAUGGUACAAUGAAUUUUGUACAUGCCUUUCCACAUUCUUGCAUUUCGGUAGGUCUGGUGGUAAACAAAGUGACCGAAUUGGGCAUUGUAUAUAAUCCGAUGCUCCAACAACGUUUCACUGCUCGACGCGGUCAGGGAGCUUUCUAUAAUGGCAAGCCAAUUAAAGUCAGCGGUCAAAAAGACCUAGCCAAGGCAUUGAUAACCAGUGAAUUCGGUACAACCCGAGAUCCGGAGAAAAUGAAGGUGGUGAAUGAGAAUUUCCAGAAAAUGGCCGCCAAGGCUCAUGGGUUACGUGUAUUGGGUUCUGCUGCCCUCAACAUGUCCAUGGUUGCUUUGGGAGCUGCCGAUGCUAAUUAUGAAUUUGGCAUUCACGCUUGGGAUGUAUGUGCCGGCGAUAUUAUUGUGCGGGAAGCUGGCGGUGUUGUUAUUGAUCCAGCUGGUGGUGAAUUUGAUAUGAUGUCAAGACGUGUUUUGGCUGCCUCAUCCAUGGAAUUGGCUCAGGAAAUUGCCAAAACUCUAACACAAUUCUAUCCACAGCCAAGAGAUGACUAAAAUGGCAUUUAAAAAAAAGGAUUACUAAACAGCAACAAUGUACCAGUGAAUUGUUACCAAAAAUAUGUACUUAAAAGAAAACUAACUACUUAUGAAGCUCAUACUAUUAACUAAAAUUUAACAUUAAAUAUUUGUAUGUUUGUAAAAUGUUUGUAAAAAAGUAUUUCUUAUUUUGAAAGAUAUGUUUUCAUUGACUGGAUUCAAAUAAGCAUUUGUAUUGAUACUUUUUUGUCUUUUUUACAAAGAAAUACUGCCGUACUACCCUACCGGAGUGUCUUUGGAAAUAAAGCUUUCGAAAUAAGAUAAAUUAUAAUUGUUAAUACCAUUCCAAAUGUUAUCUCAAUAAAACAAUACCUUGUUUUGCUUAAAGUAUUAAAAAUAA
Musca domestica (house fly) is the source of this 1397-nucleotide messenger RNA. RefSeq names its product inositol monophosphatase 1. The coding region runs from base 173 to 1015 and encodes 280 amino acids. Gene Ontology annotation, molecular function: inositol monophosphate 1-phosphatase activity. The transcript has 4 exons. The record is from RefSeq and is a predicted model, not a curated record. Gene Ontology annotation, biological process: inositol metabolic process; phosphatidylinositol phosphate biosynthetic process; signal transduction. NCBI's taxonomy places the organism in Eukaryota, Metazoa, Arthropoda, Insecta, Diptera, Muscidae.